This is a messenger RNA of Plodia interpunctella (Indianmeal moth), 1881 nucleotides long. RefSeq names its product (6-4)-photolyase (gene phr6-4). Gene Ontology annotation, molecular function: FAD binding; deoxyribodipyrimidine photo-lyase activity; DNA binding. The transcript is spliced from 2 exons. Gene Ontology annotation, biological process: entrainment of circadian clock by photoperiod; circadian regulation of gene expression. The record is from RefSeq and is a predicted model, not a curated record. Lineage: Eukaryota; Metazoa; Arthropoda; Insecta; Lepidoptera; Pyralidae. The coding region runs from base 309 to 1811 and encodes 500 amino acids. Gene Ontology annotation, cellular component: cytoplasm; nucleus.
AAAGUAAACAAACGGACGAACCACGAACUAUUCCACCAAGGCGCUAAAUCGUGGCUAAAUAAAAGAGCAAAGUUAAAGUGACGGGAUAAGGGAACGCUAUAUCAAAGAAAGAUCAAGAAAACUUCACUAAAUAAUCUGGCGCAUUAAUGCUCGCAGUGUGUGUUUAUUUAUCUCGCUAUGUUAUUGCUGGGAGUCAUUUCAAUAAUUUCGACUUUCGAAGUUUACUUGUUUUGUUCCGCUCUGUGGCGUGUGAAGAGUGAAGGUCUCACGCAAUAACAAUAUAAGUCAAGAUACAACGUACCUAAAUCAUGGCUAAGAUACCAUCAGUGGUACAUUGGUUUCGUUUAGAUUUGCGUAUCCAUGAUAACCUUGCACUUCGCAACGCUAUCAAUGAGGCUGAAAACAGAAAAUAUUUGUUGAGACCAGUUUAUGUCCUGGACCCUGAUAUAGCAAGCAAAGUUGGAGCAAAUAGACUAAGAUUUCUCAUACAAAGUUUGCAAGAUCUUGAUACCAAUUUACGGAAACUCAAUUCAUGUUUGUUUAUUCUGAGAGGAAAAGCUUCAGAAUUGUUACCAAAGCUGUUUGAUGAAUGGCAAGUCAAAUAUUUGACUACCCAAGUUGAUAUAGAUCCAGAAAUACUCAAGGAAGAAGAAAUAGUAGAAAAGGUUGCCAAUGAAAAGGAUAUAUUUAUAGUUAAGCGAGUUCAACAUACAGUGUUUGAUACACAAAGUGUUUUAAAAAAGAAUAAUGAUUGUGUUCCAUUGACAUACCAAAAAUUUUUGUCACUGGUCCAGGAAAUUCAAGUAAAAGAUACAAUAGAAAUUACAAAGAGUUUAUCAGAUCAUUGUAAACCUUCAGAUUACUGCGAUAACAAUAAUGUACCUCUGUUAAGUGAGUUGGGUAUAGAUGAAUCCAUGUUGACCGCAUGUAAAUAUCCAGGAGGAGAAACAGAAGGCCUGAAGAGAUUGCACAUGUAUAUGGCAAAAAAACAGUGGGUUUGUAAAUUUGAAAAGCCUAAUUCUUCACCUAACAGUAUUGAACCUAGUACUACAGUUCUGAGUCCGUACAUAAGCCACGGAUGUGUGUCUUCCAAGCUGUUCUAUCACAAGUUGAAGGAGGUGGAGAAUGGUAUACCCCAUACAAUGCCACCAGUGUCUCUUAUGGGUCAGUUAAUGUGGAGGGAGUUUUAUUACACAGCAGGUACUGGAACUGAAAAUUUUGAUAAGAUGGUUGGAAACAAACUGUGUACACAGAUACCUUGGGCUAGCAAUGAUGAACAAUUGAAGGCUUGGGCAGAAGGCAGGACCGGAUACCCGUUUGUGGAUGCUAUAAUGCGUCAACUAAAAGAGGAAGGCUGGAUUCAUCAUUUGGCCCGGCACAUGGUUGCCUGUUUCCUGACUAGAGGUGAUUUAUGGAUCUCUUGGGAAGAAGGAGCUAAAGUAUUUGAAGGCUAUUUAUUGGAUUAUGAUUGGUCAUUAAAUGCUGGGAAUUGGAUGUGGCUGUCAGCUUCAGCAUUCUUCUAUAAAUAUUUCAGAGUAUAUAGUCCAGUGGCAUUUGGUAAGAAAACUGACAAAGAAGGUUUGUAUAUAAGAAAAUAUGUGCCUGAAUUGAAAAAAUAUCCAACUGAAUAUAUUUAUGAGCCAUGGAAAGCACCUCAAAAUGUACAAAAGGCUGCUGACUGUAUCAUUGGUGAGGGGUAUCCUCAAAGAAUUGUAGAUCAUGACAAAAUACACAAAGAGAAUAUGCAAAAAAUGUCUGUAGCAUAUAAAGCCAAUAAGGAGAAGAAAUCUCUAAAAAGACCAAGAUCUUAAAAUUUCCAUACUUAAUUUAAAUUAUGUUAACAAAAUUAAAAAGUACAAAUAAAAGAUAAUGUUUAAAAUA